This is a messenger RNA of Patiria miniata (bat star), 1662 nucleotides long. RefSeq names its product battenin-like. Gene Ontology annotation, biological process: regulation of intracellular pH; lysosome organization. The record is from RefSeq and is a predicted model, not a curated record. The transcript has 14 exons. Bases 192 to 1565 code for a protein of 457 amino acids. Lineage: Eukaryota; Metazoa; Echinodermata; Asteroidea; Valvatida; Asterinidae. Gene Ontology annotation, cellular component: lysosome; membrane.
CGUUGUACAGUAAAUUCUGAAAGGCCGGGUCUUACUAGGGUCAUAUACUUUCUACGGCUCACGUUACCUAUCAGUGUACGCCGAAAAAAAAAACCUUGAAAAAAAAAACCCAACUGUAUAGCCAAUGCAGAAACGCAGAGAUCUGUAUUCUCGCUGACAUAUCACAUGUUCCUAUCCGGUCACUCUUCACGAUGGACAAGACAGACUCAGAGUACACAGAUCGAAUGGUGGAUUCGACUGGAAAUGGGCAGAUCGAAGACGAAAAUGAAACAGAUGCAUUUUUGCCAACGGAACCAGCAGUUCCCGCCGGCGGGCAACAAUGCAACGGGAAGCUACGAAACCUUGUUGCUUUUUGGAUACUUGGGUCAAGUAGUUGCUACAUGUAUGUGGUCAUGCUGAGUGCUGCCUAUGACAUCCUUGGGGAAAAUUAUGAGACACAGGAUCUAGAGCAUAUACUUGGAAUGCUGUCCAGGAAUACAACGGUCAAUGAAAACGAUACAUCGACGGGUAGGCUCGACUGCCAAUCACUGUCAACAGGGGCUGUUCUCAUCGCAGAUAUCCUACCCGAAAUGAUUGUUACGCUCUCAGCACCAUGGUAUCUUCAUUUUGUUUCCUACGAUAUCAAGGUUAGCUGUACUGUUGCAACAGCCGUACUGAGCUGCCUCAUCGUCGCCUUGGUACCGUUUAGAGCUCUUACCAUAUUGGGUGUUCUGUUCGCAAGCGCAUCCGCUGGCUUCGGGGAAUUCACUGGAGUCAGUCUGCUGUCAUUCUAUGACAAGAGUGUGGUGUCCGCCUGGUCCUCGGGUACUGGUGCUGCCGGACUUGUUAGCGCCCUGGUGUAUGCUGGACUGACCGAAAUUGGAAUGACACCGAGGCAUGCGGUUCUAGUACAGGUCAUCGUGCCAUUUUGUAUAGCAGUCAGUUACUGGGGCGUUUUAGUAAGAGCCCCUACUUCGAACCGCUUCAAAAUGGACGAUGAGGGGGACGAGGAUCCAGACCGCCUCGUGGAGUACGACCCAUUCCAAGGCAAAUGCAAAGAUUCUGAAGAGCGCCAUCUAACGUUUCAAGAACGAGUUCACUACUUGAAGUACUUAUUGAAGUACAUCAUCCCUCUUUGGCUAGUAUAUUUUGGCUCAUACUUCAUUAAUCAUGGCUUGCUGGAGUUGAUCUUUGUCCGAGGAAUUUGGUUGACACACGAGAGUCAGUACAGAUGGUUUCAGGUGUUGUACCAGGCCGGCGUGUUCAUAUCGAGGUCUUCCAUCAAUCUAAUUUCUUUUCAAAGGCUGUGGAUCUUUCCGAUCUUACAGUGGGCAGUGCUGGUUGUGAUUCUAUGCGUCAUCUGCUUCGCAUGGACGCCUAGUAUUUUCAUCAUCUUCGCCAUCGUCUUCGUUGAGGGGCUUAUUGGUGGGGCUUCCUACGUCAACACCUUUUACCAAAUCUCGCAAAAUGAGGCUCCAAAGUAUAAAGAGUUUGCGAUGGGAGCGACUACAUCUGCCGAAGCCUCCAGCGUUGUAUUGGCCGGUGUGAUUGCGAUACCAGUACAUGAUCUCUUAUGUCGGCUGUAAUGGACAGGAGAAGGCAAGAUAGACUUUGUGGACCGAUCCAGUAAGCACCACCCCAUGGUGUUCUGACCAAUCAAAGUCGUGAUUUAUGUCCGACGUG